Messenger RNA from Dreissena polymorpha, 2978 nucleotides. RefSeq lists its product as uncharacterized. The record is from RefSeq and is a predicted model, not a curated record. The coding region runs from base 535 to 1344 and encodes 269 amino acids. NCBI's taxonomy places the organism in Eukaryota, Metazoa, Mollusca, Bivalvia, Myida, Dreissenidae. The transcript is spliced from 3 exons.
GCGUCACCGCGGAAGACAGCCGGGAGAAAGCGUCCAGUUGUGGUGUCACCGCGGCAGACCGUCGGAAAAGGGCUUCCGGUUAUGGCGUAACAUCGAAAGUCCGCUGGAACAGUGCGUGCGGUUACCGAGUCUCAACUAGUAACAUCAAGCUGCCGACCGUUCAAGAAGUUGUCCGUCACAUUGGGGUGUGCAUCGACGAGAGCACUGAAGGAGGCAACGGUUAGACUGGCGGCGUCGGCGGCAGAGAAGACGAGUUCACCGAAGGCAUCGAUGAUGCGGUUCCGUUGCAGCUACCUACAGUUUGCGAAGUUGUCCGUCACAUUGGGGUGUGCACCGACAUGAGCACUGUAAGGGGCAACGGUGAGACUGGCGGCGUCGGUGACGGUGAAGCUACAGCGGAGGGAUAAAACAGUUUCAAGACGUAUCCAGUCCAGCAGGGAUCUUCCAGAUUUGUUUAUUUUAUUUUUAUUUAUUUGUUAUGCUUGGCUUCGUCAUCGGUGUUGCGGAGUAUUCACGUUCCCAUUUCCUUUCAGUAUGGACACUAGCGAGAUCGUCCCGGUCGCAGCCCUAGAAGAGUCGUCUAGCUACGGGGACUCUGUCGGCAUAGUCCUUACAGAGUUGCCCAAGAGACCUGCCGGCAUAGUCCCGCAGGAGUUGUCCAGUUUUCAGAGUACGUCAGAAGAAUCGUCUAGCUACGGGAACUCUGUCGGCAUAGUCCUUACAGAGUUGCCCAAGAGACCUGCCGGCAUAGUCCCGCAGGAGUUGUCCAGUUUUCGGAGCACGUCAGAAGAAUCGUCUAGCUACGGGAACUCUGUCGGCAUAGUCCUUACAGAGUUGCCCAAGAGACCUGCCGGCAUAGUCCCGCAGGAGUUGUCCAGUUUUCGGAGCACGUCAGAAGAAUCGUCUAGCUACGGGAACUCUGUCGGCAUAGUCCUUACUGAGUUGCCGAAGAGACCUGCCGGAAUAGUCCCGCAGGAGUUGUCCAGUUUUCGGAGCACGUCAGAAGAAUCGUCUAGCUACGGGAACCCUUUCGGCAUAGUCCUUACAGGGUUGCCCAAAAGAUCUGUCGGCAUAGUCCCACAGGAGUUGUCCAGUCGCCGGUUUCCCUCUGGUAACACCCAGAGGAACCAGUUCAGUCACGGCGACUCCUCGGUAAACCGCCAGAGCGGUGCGUGCGGUUACGGAGUCGCCGCGUGUGUACGCCAGAAGAUCUCGGAGGAUGGAUCUCGGGGACCUUUCAGGCGUGGCUCUGAAGGGUGGCGACCCUCAAGUUCUCGCCGUUGGGAGCGGUCCCAGCGGUGGAAAUUAAGUAAGUGUGUAAGCGAGCGUGGGUGCCUGAAGUAAUUAUCUAUUUAAAGGGUGGGGGUGGGUACCUUUAAUAGUUCUCUGUUUUUCUUGUUUUAUUUUAGUUGUGUUUCGCUCCAUUUAGUGUCAGUGAAGUGUUAACUUGUUUCCAUUAGCCCUUUAUUAGCCUCGCCCACCAGUCCAUUAUUCUUUUGUCUUUUGGUUCUUUUUAUUUUUGUACGGUCUCCUGUGAGUAGACCUCACUGGUAGGUUCUUUUCAUUUUUCUUGUUUAAUAUACCUUCUCUAUUUUUUAAUAAUUCAGAGAUUUUUUGUAAUGUAAAAUUUGGCUGGUAGGUUGUAGGUGCACGUUGGCCACUGUAAGGCGGUGGUUGUAGACCUGACACUCAUACCUCGGCUUCCCCUCUUUGUGUACAUCAUUCAUGUACUCUUAUCAUUUUUUGUCUCAUCGGAUUGUUUAGUAUAUCUGUUAACUCAUGUUUCCCUGAUUGGGAGUGGAUAUGCUGAAGUUGGUAUUGCCACCCGGAAAUAAAUAGAGAAUAAAUAAAGAUUAUUAUAAUUGUGUUAUUAGAUAUUAAAAAAUACAUUAUUUAUAUAUUUACAUUUUUAUUAUUUCUAUUUUCGUGCCUGGACUGAUGGUGUGUUUUCACCCAAAUGUAACACGCAUAAGGUCGUAAAUAGGUACGCGUAGCCUCGCUAAAUACUGGCGGGUAGUUGGCGGCAGGGCGAGAGAUUCAGGCAAUAAUAAGUUGCAUCUAGUGUAGUCUAACGGUGAGCUCUUUCAGCCAACUAUUAUUGGUAGUUCUCUGAAAAUCCGGACUUGUGAGAAUGUCACUGCCGUGGGAAACUGUUGCAUACCACUCCCUGUGGUGUUAUUAUUAUUUAAAUAUUAAUAAUAAUUUAUGUUGUUGUUUACAGCCACCGCCAUGGCGAUUAACAUAAUUGUGCGUAACCCUCCAGUCUCCAGUACAUUAUGUCAGUGUUUCUUUUCUGUAGCGUGUUUUGCUGUCUAUCCAGGCCUCUAUAAUGGCCAAUUUCAAUGCUGUAGCUGUUUGCAGCCGAAGGCUGUUAAUUGCUCCACUUUGUAGAUGAACUGGCAGGGCGAGCCCAUUUAUCCCAGAGUCCCUUCUUUCUUGUUUUUGUAAUAUUCCUGAUUUCGUCUAUGCACGAGUCGCCCACUGCGGGUACACUAUAAAUCAAAAUAACACUGUUUGCAUAAUCAAUAUACUUCCUUGGGGUGCAUGGGACGGCUUGGGCGCAGUGGCUUUAGAGUACGUUGCAUGGCGAAGGCGCCCUCCUUGCUUACGAAAGGGGCAUUGGGGUCCGAGAGAUAGUCAAUAUACUUCCUCGGGUGCGACGGGACGUCUGUUGCGGACUGACUAUGACAUUCGGUGGGACGAUUCCUUUGUGAGUAUGGGGUCGUCCCAAAAAGAGAAAAGUGAGGGAAGUGUAGUGCCAGUGCCACGCCCCCCUGCAGAGUGGUACCCGGCUUGCGUCGCUCAUGUGACGUGACCAUGCUGCAUGAUGUGGAGCCAAUGGGAUGGACGCAGAUGCCUGAUGGGAUGACCAUGCUCUCUUGCUACCCGGUCCGCGGACGUGUGCAGACGUGUUUCCUGAGGUGAGUAUUUCCAGGAGCAUAAGUGUGAGCCGGUAUGUAUUAGCCUGUGUAGAUGAG